AUUACACGCCUCAAUGGUGUACAGGUGCAGGACGAGUCAAGAUUGGCAAAGGGAAAACAGCAGAUGAAUGUAAAGAGAUGUGUAAAGAGGGAUGUCUUGGAGUCGAAUGGUGGGAAAAGUAUAAUAGUUUCUGUUAUAAGUGUACAGAUCCAUCAAAAAAGACAAUGUAUCUCAACACUAAUGAUCUGGCUUAUCCACCUCAUGUGUUUCUCAAGAGUAAUAGCUAACUGAAUCACUAGUCGGAAGCGAAGCUUCAUCGAAAUCGACUUUAUCGCUGCACAUUUUGCGUCUUUUAAGGUUUACGUAUAAUUUAGUAUAGAGUAAAAACCCGCCUAUAAGAACCUGGAUCUUUAGAACCUAUCAGACUGAGAUUCUCCAUUUACACCAGUGGCUGAUCUGGGGGAGGGGCCCGGGGUAAAGAAAGAAAAAAUCACAGAGGGAAGAAAAGCCUUUAUAGACCUAUAUAUAUGAAGCAAACAUCAUUGAUCUGUCAGUAUUCAAUAAAGAAUCCAGAAUUUCCGUAUGGAGAAACUAUGCGAACUAUCGCAUCGACCUGGUUCAGAUGGCUAGCAUUAGAGCGUUUUAGAACCCUGUCGAGGAAUCCUGACUUUAGGUAAAUAUUUCAAUUUCCAUCUGCAAUUGAAAAUAGCAUUUAUAAUAAAACAAACAUUUAAUUAAGUUCCGGGUAGUAUGAAAAAAUGAAAUAAACACCAAUUUGCAAAUAUGCAUUUUAUGUAACAGUUUUUUUGGUGGAGCAGACCCAGUUUUUAUUGCAGAUUUUUAAAAUUCCUCGCCCAACAUUUCGGAAAAGUUAAAUGCCCCGAUAGUUGUUAUAUAAAUACACGCGGAGUAUUUUUUACUUUCACACGGAAGCUAAGAGAUGAAGGGAACCUGUAUCCUCUCAUUUUUCAAAGACAGUUUUCAUAGGCAGUGACUGCCAAUUGCCACUGAUAUGUCACAUUACUCUCACAAAAUAUGCAUAGUUAAAAGCUUAAGCAGUGGUUAAUUCUUAAGGGUAAAACAUUUAUUAAAGUCCUUUAAAAAUACUUACAAAGUGCAGAAUAUUUUCAUUACAGAACCUGAUGACGAUACGUCUAUUACAGAACAUUUGAAAUCAGUGUUUCAUCUUCAAUUGCCGCCCAGUUAUCAAGUUUUGUAAAGCUGUUAAAAUCAGCUGCCUCGGAUGUGCCUUGAUCAGAUAUAAGGAAGACUUACUUCUAGCCGUAGAAAAAAAAGGGAGGGGACAGAAUUUAGAUUCACUGGUAUGCUUUCACAGUUCGUAGAAAUUUUGAGAUAGGUACGAUUGACUUAAGGGUUAAUUGUAAACUUGAACAGACUGUUAAGAUUAACUUUCAUAGUGAACUGAACCUGAUAAUUUUAUUAACAGAGUCCAUCAGUCAUUUUAAGGGGAUUGAAUUUCGAAGAUUUUAGAGUAUUAUCUUUCAAUUUCUUUUCCAUAAAUUAAUUUCGACAACACUGUAAUACAUGAUUUUAACCCAGGAGUAACAGUAUGAUGUUUAGUGUGAUCGUUCAGGCGGAUAUAGUUCUGAAAAGAACUGUUGUUCAGAGGUCACUGACGUUUCAAAAACCUGGUAAUCAUGGGCAAAUGUUAUCCUCAGAUUCAAGAGCCUAGACAAGCACACUGCGCAAACUAAUAUAUCAUUUCUGUAUCUUUCUUUCGUAUUUCACAAAGACAAUUGGUAUACAAAAAACAAGGCUGUUUGAGUAUUGCUAAUUGGUCGCUAAAUAAUAACUAACACCUGCUUUAUUGGCCAACAUCAUCGCCUAUCUCUUUGUUUCCAAGAUUCAAACAUGUAUAUCCAGUUUCUGACAACGAUGAGACGAUUUUCUCGAGGAGUUUCAGUCUGAUUUGCUUUCUUCCCCUAAAUUAUUGGCAAUGAAAGGCAUCAUCUGGUUGUUUAUAAUUAUGUUGUUCUUGCAGUUAUUCGGGGGCGUUCGUCCUGAAGAUGUAAGUUUCUAUUUUUCCGUUUAUGAAAAUCGUGCACUGUACACAAGAAGCACCGUUGUUCAGAAUACAUUUGCAAAAGACCUAAUGUUAUGCGCUCGAGCUUGUGGCGCUGAAUCAAACUGUAACGCGGUAAACUACAAUUCUGAAAAUAACGAGUGUGAGCUUUUCAAAGAACAUUUGGAAGAUGUUUUGCAUGGAGCGGCCGUGAUAACCGCAAGAGGAUAUUAUUUGCUUACAAAGGUAGAAAUGGCCCGCCACGUAUUGCAAGAGAUAAACUCUCCUACAGUUCCUUUCUUAGCUCCAACUCCUGGAGUGGAAUGGCUUCACUACACAUCUCAGUGGUGUACAGUUGCAGGACGAGUCAAGCUUGGUAACGGAAUAACUGCUGAGCAAUGUAAAGAGAUGUGUAAAGAGGGAUGCCCUGGAGUCGAAUGGUGGCAGGCGUUCCCUAUGUCAUGUUACAAAUGUACAGAUCCAGCCAGGAAGGAGCCAUAUGCAGACUCGAAUGAUCCUUUUUAUCCACCUCAUGUGUUUCUUAAAAGUAGCAGUUAAAUGAAUACCUCAGUUUAAGCGUGGCUUUCAUUAGCAAGACCCAAGCUACACACGUACAGGGUUGAUAUGUCAAAAAGAAAAACUCUGACAGACUCUGAAUUAUGUCGUUGUGUGUUGGCAAUUCUAAUUUCUUAAUCUUAUAAAUGCCCUACACAUCACAAUUCAGGGAGUAAUCCCCUAAUUCAGAGCUAUUCUAACUCUCCAGCCAUAGUUUAAAUGAUCCCUACCAGGUAACUCCAAAAGCGAGUUAUAUUACAUUAACUCCCUGUAGAAAGUUGAAAUAACCCCUUCUUGAAAUUUAACUUCCAGUAAGAGUUAUUUUAACUCUUAUUUAGAGUUAAAAUAACUCCACAAAAAAUAAGCAGAGUUAGAUUGACUCCACGACUAGUAAAUAACUCCAAUGUUGAGUUAAACUAACUCUCUUUUGGAGUUAUUCUAGCUCCUCCAAAUAACUCUACCUUAGGGAAAAAAUACUCUUCUAUUUAAAAUGGUCAAAUGCGUUUAGCUAAAUAGCCACUUUAAAGACAUACCACGAAAUAGCAACAAAAAUCUAUAUAAAGUAUAUUUACAAUUAAAACUAAAAAUGGUCACGUAAUAACAUAAGUAAAAAGUGAGAUUUAAAAAAUCCAACUUUGAGAUCAAGUUCUUAAAUGUUGCGAUUUUAUCGGAGCUUUUUUUUACCGCAAUGAUGCCACGACUCUGAACAAUAAUUAAAAUGUGGCGCAAUGAAGGCACGGUAUAUAGCUAUUCUCAUUUCAAAAGGCAACAUUUUCUUCAAACGACUGAGAACAGCCACCUGUUGACUAACUUUGCUACAGAUUUUACGAAUCUGGCUCUCAAACAUAAACUUACUGUCGAGAGUGACACCAAGGAGUUCUAAUUCGUCUUGAACAGGGAUAACAAUGCCUGCACAAGUCAACCAGGAUUUCUCUCUGUCCUUCCAAAUGUAAUUGCUUGAUAUUUUAACUGAUUUCUUUUCCGCAUUUGAUUGAUAUAGGGAGUAACUUUAACUCUACUUUAGGAGUUAAUUCCACUCCUUGAAAAUUAGUGUGUAUGUCGGAGCAUUUUGUGUGUGAGCGAAGGUGAUUAUAUUUCAAAAUAAUUCUGGUAAUGUUAGGACUAAAAAUGAAGCAAACUUGCCGUGAUAGUCAAUUUCUUUCAGAUUUCAUCGCUUGAACGUUUGUGUUAUAUCGAAGUCCUUGACGUAUAUUUUUGUUUUGCCGCAACAAAAAACUCGUGGAAAUCAAUAACUUAGCUUAGAAGGCCGAAUUAUCGCUUUACCAGUUAAUUCAUUAAGUUACAAGCCUACAACUGAGUUCAUAACGUUCUAUUCUCCUGUAGUUUCCCAUUUAGGUUUUCUUUUAGCAGGAGUGACAUACUCUUGGUUUGGAUCAGGUCCCAGACCUCUCAACGUAAUACUGCUAUUGCGUUUACAACUGACGGAAAGCCAUUACACGAGAAUUACACGAGAUCGUAUCUCAAUUACUUUCAUCUCCACUUGUGAAACUAAAUAUAAGAAAAAGGAUUUUGACCAAAAGCAACGUGAUAAAAAGUGCACAACAAAAACAGGAAGAUCCUCUUGUUCAUGCGAUUGAAACAAGGUUGAAAAAGUCAGGAACGUAAACUAUUAAAUUGUAGUUUGGGCAAAAUUGCAAGCAGACCUAAGGA
Molecule: messenger RNA, 4189 nt
Organism: Orbicella faveolata
Lineage: Eukaryota; Metazoa; Cnidaria; Anthozoa; Scleractinia; Merulinidae
Source: RefSeq, a predicted model, not a curated record